AGAGUAAUUCUAUAAUAAUUAUGCUUGUUUCUAGGAAAUCAUGGCAGGGAUCUCUUCGACUAAAAGGUAAAAUGGGCAAGUCACCGGGAAGCAAGAAGGAGAGUAAGAUACCCCGUCCUAGACGACGAGCAUCAGGGAGGGGUCUUGAGGAUGGAGAGUUAAAGAAACCAGGCUCUAAAGGUCAUGGAAAGCCUGUAAAUGCUUCACUGUAUCAACCUGCUGCUCCUGCCUUCACCCUACCCUUGAUAAACCAAUCCAGUCACUUGGGUACCACCGCCACACUUUCCUGCCAGGUGUGUGGCCGGCCACGCCCCAUCGUCACCUGGAGGGACCCACAGGGUGACAUCAUUACCCCUUCUACCAGGACCAACGUCUGGGAGAGGGACGAUGGUAUGGUGUUUCUAGAGAUCCGGGGGAGCUGUAAGACGGAUAACGGUGUCUAUACGUGUACAGCGAGUAACGAUGCAGGUUCUACGGAAUGUAAAGCUCUUCUCAGGAUAAUCUAUCGUCCAGGUCCACCAGGCAUUCCCAUUAUAUGUGAAAGGAGACCACACUCUGUGAUAUUGCAAUGGGAACCCUCACAUAACACAGGCAAUGCAGAAAGUGUUACAUACAACGUUGAUUAUGCACAAAUCACCCACAGUACCGUUCACUGGCAGACCUCCUGUGCUAACAUCGCUCACACUACUCAUAAAGUGGACGGGCUGUCAGCAGGGGGAUCUUACAAGUUUAGGAUCACGGCUCAGAAUGAUGUUGGAUGCAGUGAUAAGGGCGAGACCACACCUGCCAUCACUCUCCCAGAUGAUACUGCCCUUGCACGGAGAGAAAGCAACCUCUAUUGGCAACAUACUUGGAGUACAGAUUUCAACAUUACAAGAGAGCUGGGAAGGGGAAGGUUUUCAUCCACACAUGCCUGCACCCGGUCUCAACAACAGAGAGUGCUAGCAGCAAAGUUCAUCAGCAAGCGAUUGAUGGAUCUUGAGCAGGUUCAGCAUGAAGCGUCCAUGAUGCAGCCCCUUCAGCACCCGUUAAUCUGUUCAUUACAUGCUACUUAUGAGACUCAUGGGCAGUAUAUCUUGGUCUUAGAUCUAAUUCCUGAUGGUAAAAUUUUGGAGUACCUGGUGAGCCUGUCUCAGGUGACCGAGAGACAGAUCAUUGGCUUUAUUAGACAGCUGGUACAGGCAGUGAACUAUCUACAUUCAAAUGGAAUAGUCCACCUUGACAUUAAGCCUGAGAAUGUUUUGAUGGAGGUAGCAUUGGGUCGAGCUCAGAUUAAACUGAUUGACUUUGGUGAUGCAAUGGAUCUUUGGUCUUCCCCACCGCCUUUCUACCAUGAACUCAAUGCUAACCCAGAAUUCUGUGCACCGGAGCUCCUCAACGGAAAUGAAAUUGAUUAUGGCACAGAUGUAUGGAGUAUUGGAGCUCUUUCCUAUGUCAUGUUGAGUGGCGUCUCCCCGUUUCUUGAUGAAAGUCUGGAGGAGACCAAUAUGAACAUCAUCCGAGUUGACUACAGCUUUCCAGAUGAGUACUUCAAGAAUGUCAGCCAGAAUGCCAAGCAUUUCAUCACGGGACUGCUCCAACCAGAAACUAGUGAAAGGAAGACUACAUCAGAAUGUUUGAUGAACCAUUGGUUUGCUCAGACGUACUCUUCCCAAGAUGACCCCACCCUCAUGCACAAAACCAGGCUAGAAGAUUUCAUACACAGAAGAAAAACACAGCACAACUUUGUAUCAGUGAAAGUAAACAGAAGAUAACACAGACAUCCACCUUGGCAAUGUCGAUUGCAAUUAGAACUUUACUCUCUCAAACCAAGCUGCAAUAUCAACCCACCUGGUAAUUGGACUCGUCGCCAAUUGUAAGCAGCUGGUUCCUCUCCAAAGCCCAUGGGAGUAAUAGAAUUCAGUAGUCUAUGCGUUCAUGUACGAUUCUCUGAUGAUGAUGAUGAUGCAUUCUGGGACUAGUAGUGAGUUUUUACGUGCAUCCUCCCUUGCAAUUUCUCUGCAGAGCAUUCUUUCAUGUGGAGUACUGCUCUUUGAUGAAUAUCAAGCCACAAGGAAUGUGAAUCGAUUGUUUUCAUAACUUAAGAUAUUGGACAUUGUGAAGGAUAGCUGUGAUGAUGAUGUUGCGCUUGGGACUAGGAGUGAGUAUCCUCUCUUCCAAUUGCUCUGGAGAGCAGCUCUGGAAAGCAUUCUUUCAUGUGGAAUACUGCUCUUUGAUGAACAUCUAGACACAAGGAAUGUGGCUGGGUUUGUUUUCAGAACUACUGUAUUGGACUUUGUGAAGGAUAGCUCAUUCGAUAAAGGAGUGGGUUUUGUCAUCUCACGAACUGGCUUCAAGAUCUGUGCACUUUGACAAGGGAUUUUAUUCAUCUUCAAUAAUCAGGCUCCUCGGAAAGGAGGCAGAGGUAUAAAUCCUGUUAUGCUUAGUCACGCUAAUGAAACCAAUUUAUUUGAGUCGUGAUACACAGUGAAUUAUGAACUUAUACAGUAGUUAAUACUUUUUUCUGUGCUAUGCUGCAAUAUUAUUGUUAGUUUGGAAAAAAAUAGCAAGAUUCCCUUGAAAUUCUUCUCUCUGCCAUUAUCUGUAUUUUUGUAAUAUUGCAUGAUUUUUUUUUUUUACAUUCAAUACACAGUAGUCUCAUUAUUUGUGUAGGUUGUGGUUUAGCCUGCAUAUCAAACUUGUUAAAAGCUAUUAGAGUAAUUUGUAUUAUAGGAAUACAAGAAACUAUGCACACCAAUUUAUUUUGAGGUACAUGUAGUUCUUAUCGUUAUCCAUAUCCAUCACGAUUACCAAAGAAUUUUUAUUUAUAUAUUAUAUCUUCUGUAUCCAAUAAAUGUAAUUAUUUUGUAUUUUUUUAAUUAAGUUAUGAAUGCAAAGCACAUCCACCUAUUCUUGUGAGAGAAGUUGGCCAUGUUUUCAGUAGUUCUCCCACCAUUCCCCAUGGAAAACCAGGCCACAUUAAAUGAUUAUACUGCAUAUUUUAUCACUGGCUGGUUGUACUUUGUUUGGCACCUUCCCAGCAAGAAUUCUCACAUUCAUCUUCCUUUUAUGAUAAUAAUAAUAGCGGCAUAUUUACCCAGGGUAGCCACUUCAGUUCCGAAAACUGUUCUCCCAGCGGGCCAUGCUAUUAUUACCCCGGCUUUAGCAUGGCUACCUUUAUCGGGCGCUCGAGCAUUCGAGGAAUUUCUUCCUACCGGGUACUCAUUCACCUCACCUGGGUCGAGUGCAGCACAAUGUGGAUAAAUUUCUUGCUGAAGGAAAUUACGCCAUGGUUUUUAUGCCAUGAUGAAAUGGGAUGAUUGAAAUUAAAGGUUGGCUUCCUACUAAGAGGGUCACUGACUUCAGUUAUGGAGUCUUACAAGUAAUCUUCUAAUGAAAACAAUCGUCAGAAAGAGAGGGAAUGUUUUGGUAACCAUUGUUCCAAUGCUUUAUGCAAUGAUUUUUAUCAAUUGAUGAAUUUAUCAGAAUAAUUCAUAGUAUAAACAAAACCAUAAGUAAGCUUGAAAUUUACCGGUAUUCUUUAUUGCAUUAUACAUGUAUACACUGCUUGUACAAGUAUAAUAUAUGAAAUUGAAACCUUGUCAGUAGUAGAUGUUUCUUAAAGCUUUUGCUCCAUUUUGGGGAACAAAAUACUGCCAGUUUCAUGGAAACAUUUGCACCAAAAAAAAUAUAUGUAAUAGGACCUUCAAAAGUGGUAGUAAAAUACACUUUCACACAGAAAUACGAGUUUAUUGCUAGAAAUAAUAUUGUGCUGUUUACAAUGUUGUAAUCCCAGAUUGAUGGAUAUUUUCUCCAUACGAUAUUCAUUAUUUUGUUUGUAUUUUAUGUCCAAUCAUGUAGCAUCACAUUUUCAACAUUUUCUACAUAAAUUAUGCUCAGGUUUUCUCUGUUUCUUUUUGUAUUUACUUUUUGUUGAUAACAGUUUAUGUAUGUGCCAUGUACAUGUUAUCAAUAUUAAGUGAAUGUGCACAUGUUGACCCCAACAGUAUGCAAACACAGGGCCUCUAAUACCAUUAUAUUGCAAUAUUUUUGUACAAUUGUGUAAUAUUGUCAAUGCUGUCCUAUGUGUGUACCAAUAAACAAGGGUUCUAUUUCAUGCUGAUAGGGCCUCAAUUCAAUGUACUAAACCAUUUCAAGAUUGUCUAUUUUUAUAUGGGAAUAAAAGGUAGCAUUGUAUGAUUUAAUGACAUUAUAAUGAACUCUUAGAAUAUGCAAUUAGAAUACAAAAAUGUCUAUUUCUUCAUUUUAAGAUAAGAAUGGAGUCUGUCACCCCCAUUCAUGUGUGAUAACUUAUGGAUUGAAUAUACAAUGCAUAAAAAUAUAUUAAUUUGCCAUCAAUUAACAUUUUGUUGGUAACUUUAUUUGCUGACCUUUGCAGUGCUAUACACAUGCCCCCCCCCCCCCAUGUGCUCAUGAUUAGCUCCAAUUAAAUAGAAUGUUAUAUUUGUAGGGGGGUGGUGACAAAGACACAAUAUACUUAUGAUUUAUUUAGACAGGGUAUAUAAUAUAUCUUCAUAUAAUUUCCUGAUAGAACUAAACAACUUUAGAAAUGAAAACUGCAUGUAUGCUUGUUAUGCAUCAACACUUUAACUUGCCUUAAUUAAGAGUUCAAAUCAAACUUGAAAUUACAGUUGUCUUGUAUCUUACAUUAGUUAUUUUUUACUAUACAAAUGGACUAGUUGAUAAUAAGUUUGUUAUGUUAAUGUUUGUAUAUGAGAUUGUAUAUUUCCUGUAGAUGAUGAAACCCAACAAUGAAUAAGUGAAAUAUACUAUGAAAUAUGAAA
Messenger RNA from Lytechinus pictus (painted urchin), 4784 nucleotides. RefSeq names its product kalirin-like. Gene Ontology annotation, molecular function: protein serine/threonine kinase activity; ATP binding; protein binding. Gene Ontology annotation, cellular component: nucleus. The record is from RefSeq and is a predicted model, not a curated record. The coding region runs from base 21 to 1754 and encodes 577 amino acids. Lineage: Eukaryota; Metazoa; Echinodermata; Echinoidea; Temnopleuroida; Toxopneustidae. Gene Ontology annotation, biological process: positive regulation of apoptotic process; protein phosphorylation; intracellular signal transduction. The transcript is spliced from 13 exons.